Patiria miniata (bat star) is the source of this 1435-nucleotide messenger RNA. RefSeq names its product deoxyhypusine synthase-like. NCBI's taxonomy places the organism in Eukaryota, Metazoa, Echinodermata, Asteroidea, Valvatida, Asterinidae. Gene Ontology annotation, molecular function: deoxyhypusine synthase activity. Gene Ontology annotation, cellular component: cytoplasm. The coding region runs from base 145 to 1266 and encodes 373 amino acids. The transcript has 9 exons. The record is from RefSeq and is a predicted model, not a curated record. Gene Ontology annotation, biological process: peptidyl-hypusine biosynthetic process.
CUAGGCAGCCGCAUGCAGCUUGCGUGCAUCGGAAGUCUUAUUCCUAGAAGCUGUGCCGGCCGGCGCGCGGCGCGGCGAGUCCAGAGCUAGAGAGCGAGCCAUGUCAAAACAGCAGAACCAAACAACAUAAACGAGGAGGAGGAAAUGGCCAACAAGCAGACGCUGCCCGAGGGACUACCACAAUGUGUCGCCGACGCAUUGUUCGUUCCCAGUGAAGACAUGCCGACAGAUUCCGUUCCCGUCCGUGGGUAUGACUUCAACCAGGGCAUCGAUUAUCACAAGCUGCUGAAGAGCUACCGGACGAGUGGAUUCCAGGCUACCAACUUUGGGUUGGCCGUUGAAGAGAUAAACAAGAUGCUGGACAAGAAGGCAGUACCAUUGAGUGAGGAGGAGGUGUCGCUAGGAACAGAGCUGAAUCCCGUCCAUCGCACCAAGACCAACUGUACCAUCUUCCUGGGUUACACCUCCAAUCUGAUAUCGUCUGGCCUCAGGGAGAACCUGCGCUUCUUGGCUCAGCAUAACUUGGUGGACGUCAUAGUGACCACUGCAGGUGGUAUAGAGGAAGAUCUGAUCAAGUGCCUGGCCCCGACGUUUCUCGGUGAUUUCCGCCUGCCGGGACAACAGCUCAGGUCAAAGGGCAUCAACCGCAUCGGUAACCUGCUGAUGCCCAACGACAACUACACCAAGUUUGAAGAUUGGAUCAUGAAGAUCUUUGAUGAUAUGUUGGAGGAACAGAACACACAGGGCAUGCGUUGGACACCCUCACGUAUGAUUGCCAGGCUAGGCAAGGAGAUAAACCACCCAGACUCUGUGUAUUAUUGGGCGUACAAGAACAACAUUCCAGUUUUCUGUCCAGCGAUUACCGACGGCUCCAUCGGCGAUAUGCUGUUCUUCCAUUCCUACAAGAAGCCCGGUCUGAUUCUAGACAUCGUUGAAGAUAUUCGACUGAUGAACAGCCAGGCCGUCUUUGCAGCAAAUACCGGCAUGAUCAUACUAGGAGGCGGACUAGUCAAGCACCAUAUCUGCAAUGCCAACUUGAUGCGGAAUGGAGCCGAUUUUUCAGUCUUUGUGAACGUUGCGAGCGAAUUUGAUGGUUCUGACUCGGGUGCUCGUCCGGACGAGGCAAUAUCCUGGGGAAAAAUCAAGGCCUCAGCAACCCCAGUCAAGAUCUACGGAGAGGCCACACUGGUAGUGCCACUGCUGAUAGCAGAGACCUUCGCUCAGAGGGUUCAACUGCCCCACAAGACUGAGGAAAUUAUCAAAUAAGAGUGCCAGAUUCUUCCAUCAAACAUGAUCGUAUCUUUCUAGCAUCUCUGAAUAUUACAAUAGGUGGUUGGGAGACGAGGUAGUAUUUAGUGUUUUACUGAAAUAUUGACUAUCGAAGGUCUGCGCUCCGCAGUCCAGAACAUUUCCAGACACAACUGAGGGGGAAUAA